Clarias gariepinus (North African catfish) is the source of this 1845-nucleotide messenger RNA. It is a transcript of the gene zpr1, whose product is annotated as ZPR1 zinc finger. The record is from RefSeq and is a predicted model, not a curated record. Bases 117 to 1448 code for a protein of 443 amino acids. Gene Ontology annotation, cellular component: nucleus; cytoplasm. NCBI's taxonomy places the organism in Eukaryota, Metazoa, Chordata, Actinopteri, Siluriformes, Clariidae. Gene Ontology annotation, molecular function: zinc ion binding. The transcript has 13 exons.
AUGCACGUGUGUCCGACUGGCUCGAAAAUUCUAGACAGUUCUCCGGUGUGUAUUUCCCGCUUACACUCAGGUCUGGUUGGAAGUUAAACCCACAGCGCUCUUGGCUUAUAUUAACCAUGUCGGUGAUAAGCGAGGAUCGCGUGCGCGGCGGAAUGUUUAAAGAGAUCAGCGCAGACGAGGAGGACGCUCUUCCCACUGAACUCGAGAGCCUGUGUAUGAGCUGUUACCAGAAUGGAAAGACUCGUCUUCUCUUAACCAAAGUCCCUUUCUUCAGGGAGAUCAUCAUCAGUUCCUUCACAUGUCCUAACUGUCACUGGACCAACACAGAGAUCCAGUCUGCAGGCCGGAUCCAAGAGCAGGGAGUCUGCUACACACUCCAUAUAAAGACCAAAGAGGAUAUGAACCGUGAGGUCGUGAAGACCGACAGUGCCACUAUUAGAAUACCGGAGUUGGACUUUGAAAUCCCUGCAUUUACACAGAAGGGCUCAUUGUCCACUAUUGAGGGACUCCUUGACAGAGCAAUAUCAGGAUUAGAACAAGAUCAACCACUACGGCGGGCCACUGAUCCAGAAGUAGCAGACAAAAUAGACCAGUUUAUUAAGAGGCUGCAAAAGCUGAAAGAUGUAAAUGAGGAAUUCACACUGAUCAUUAAUGAUCCCUCAGGGAACAGUUUUAUUGAGAAUCCAUUUGCACCGCAGAAAGACCAAGCUCUUUCUGUAUCUCAUUACAAAAGGACACCUGAGCAAAAUGCAGCCCUUGGGAUACAGGAAAGUGAACCAGAACCAGAAGAAAAACCUGGCAAUGAUCUUGAGACAAUGAGGAAUGAGGUCCUGGUUUUCAACACUAACUGCCCAGAAUGCAACGCUCCUGCCUCAACCAACAUGAAACUUGUCCAAAUUCCACAUUUCAAAGAAGUGAUCAUCAUGGCCACCAACUGUGACAGCUGUGGACAUCGAACUAAUGAGGUGAAAUCAGGCGGUGCAACAGAGGAGCUGGGAACCAAAAUCACUCUCCAUCUCACAGACCCGUCAGACAUGUCACGAGACUUGCUAAAGUCAGAGACGUGCAGUGUGCUGAUUCCAGAGCUGGAGUUUGAGCUGGGCAUGGCGGCAUUAGGAGGAAAAUUCACCACUCUGGAAGGUCUCCUUAAAGACAUCAAGGAACUGGUCGUCAUGAAAAACCCUUUCGUUUGUGGAGACAGCGCCGCUUCUGACACGUCUGAAAAACUGGAGCUGUUUGGGGCAAAGAUUGAAAAGAUCAUGUCAGGAGAGAUGGAUGUCCACAUCAUCCUGGACGAUCCGGCAGGGAACAGUUACUUGCAGAAUGUUUACGCUCCAGACCCUGAUCCUGAGAUGAAGAUUGAAAAGUAUGUGCGAACGUUCGAGCAGAAUGAAGACCUGGGCCUUAAUGAUAUGAAAACGGAAGGUUACAGCGAGGCUGAAAAAUGAGACCGAUAUCAACCAGGGAUCAGGAUUAGUUAAAUGCUAUGGGCUUUAUUAUUGUUUUUAUUCAGUAUGACUUGCGGGAGUGAAGUACCAGAUCAAGUGUUCCCAAAAAGAAGGAAAUGGACAGCAAGUUAUGUUAACAUUUGAGUUGAUGCGAAAAAAAAAAAGCACCCAUGCUUCCUUUUGCUGUACAGAUUAUUUUGGUUGUCAUGUAAGUGUCAUUAAUUUAACUCAAACCACUGAUCUGGUAUUGAAGUGGUUUAUGUUAAGUUUAAAAAAAAAAAAAAAAAAAAAAAGCACUUAAUUUAUGAAUGCUACAUUUAUUGCUUUUUCUUUUUCUAAAACUGAAAAAAACAACAACUAUUGUAUGUACAAUAAAAGGAUAAGCCUUUUCUCAUGA